Molecule: messenger RNA, 1586 nt
Organism: Bombus pascuorum
Lineage: Eukaryota; Metazoa; Arthropoda; Insecta; Hymenoptera; Apidae
Product: IQ domain-containing protein K-like
Exons: 3
Coding region: 1024-1569 (181 amino acids)
Molecular function (GO): protein binding
Source: RefSeq, a predicted model, not a curated record
CUUCUAUGUCUUUAAUAGGUUUUCUUACAAUCACCUUAUCCUCUCCUACGUUACGUAAUGAUCAUAUCAUUUAAAUGUGUGUUUUGUAUUUAAUUAAUACUUUCCUGAAAUGUUUUUAAUCUAAUACAUCUUACAACUAAAGAUCAUAAGUAAGAAACACGAUAAGUCACGUUUCUCGUCUUUCACAGAAUAUCAUUUUUAAGAUUCAAUAUAUUGUCGAUCAAUUUUAUAUAAAAAUUACAUUUCCAUUUAAUUUUGGGACACUAAUAUAAGAACUAAAUUAAUAUUAUUCGUUUCUUCUAAAGCGUUGUGAAUGUAUAAUCUUUGUAUUUCUAAAAUAAUCCAUUAGGUUAUUUCCUUUCUCAAUUAUUCCGUAUUAAAAUAGUUUUUUCUUAAUUACCAAAUGACAUUAAUUAGAAAAUUAAUAAGAAUCGACUUAUCAUAUUCGUACUGCGUAGUCUUCAGUUAUGUACCUUUAACAGCCCACUGUGUUGCAGACUCUCUUUUGACUUUUGUGAUAAAAACUUUCGAAGUAUCCUCUUUCGUGAUGUCUGUUACUAUAUCUGUGCCCUUUCCAUCUGCCUCUCUCUUAUAACGACGACCUACAUCUUCAAAUUCUACGUCUUUUUUCAAAUCUGCUUCCUUUGAAGGAAAAUAUUUCUUCGAAAGCCAUGGGGCUUCGGCGACUGAAAGCUUCGUCAAUUAUUUUGGAGCAGUAAGAUAAGCAAAAAUAUUUUAAACAAAGGGUAACAUAUAUGAGUUAUACUUGUUUUUUUCAAAGCAGCCUUCACCACGGGACACUGUGGCUCGCAUAUGGGCAUUUAGAUUAAUUUAAAAAAUGAUUUUAAAGACUAUAGCAGAUAGCCAAAAUUUCCAUAAUCGGACUUUCGAUCGAGAAAUCGAUCUUGUGACAGUUUGCUACCGCGUCAUUAAUGUUUAACAAAUGAUUUUCGUGUAUUCAAUUAUCCUAUAGCUUCUUUUCUGGUUUGCAACAUUCAAUGGCCGAACAGGAAAGUAUCUUUAAUGAAAAUGUGUUCGACGUCGCCAAAAGGAAAUUGCAUUCGUGAAGUGAAUAGAAUAUUGGAAGCAUCAAGUUUGGUUACUUGCGCGAUAUCAAGUACUUCGAGUUGUUGUGGUAAAGAUCUUAAGGAAGAGGAGGAAGUAAAAAGUAUCAUCCAGGAAGAGGAUGAUAUAUCGCCUUCGAAUUAUCUUGAUAAAAAUAUUUUUGGUUUGUUAAUAUCUGCAUUGGAAGAAACACUUAUCGAAGCAUCUGAACAGAACGUUCUUUGGGUCCAGAAAUGUCGUUUUAACGGUCUCGAUUAUAUCGCGGAAUUUUUAUGGAAUCGGAAUCCACGUCGUCCGAAAAUAUAUACACCGCCUUUAAAUGUAUUUGAUAUACCGCUAUUUAAAGAAUAUUUACGUUCACAUCCUAGACCUUAUUAUCCAAAAUCGUGGUUAUGGUCUGAAGAUGAAGCGGCGUUGCACAUACAAAAAUAUGUUCGCGGUUGGCUGGUGAGAAAACGUGCGAAUGUUCAAGAAAUGAGGAAAUUUUGGAAGGUUGAUAAUUAAAACAGGAAGGUGGUUCU